UGAAAGUAAACAGUCGUGUAGUGGCGCAGUGCAGUUGUUCAAAUCCAGAUGAACGUUUCAGGUUAAAUAGUUCGCGCUGUUUGCUCAAAUUUUGAAUCGGAAUUAAAUUCUAGUUUAUUUCAGUUUCGUGCUUCAUUCCUUCAGCUUCUCGUUGUGUUUAAUAUUCAGAUGAAAUUCCCAUGGAGAUCAUAUCAGCUGCACCGGUUGUGUUUUUCCUGUUGGGAAUCUGGAAUGAAGGUCUAGCAGUUCUGAUCCAAACCCAGCAGACGGUGUUGGCAGCAGUAGGAGAAGAUGCUCCUCUCAGCUGUCAGCUGAUGAUAACUAAAGACAUCCAGCAGGUCACCUGGCAGAAGGUCUUGGAGAAAAGAGAGAGGAAUAUUGGAUCCUACAGCGAGUAUUUUGGUGAAACAGUGAAUGAUGGACUUAAAGAUAAAGUUCAGUUUACAGAAGCUGGACUGCAGAAGAACUCGAUAGUUAUCAGGAACGUUACGGAGCAGGAUGCAGGAUGCUACCGGUGUCUGUUUAAUGGAUAUCCUGAUGGAGCUCUGACAGCUGCAACAUGUCUGAAGGUUUAUGAGCUGCAUGGACCCUUCAUUGAUGUCAGCAGAUCAGACUCUCCUCCAGGGUCGGUGGUGACCUGUUCAGCCACAGGUCAACCUGUUCCCAUGGUAACACUGACUGUUCUCCAUCAGAACCUCAGUUUCUCUGACAGCAACACCUGCAGAGAGACCAACACUAACGGUACCGUCACAGUCACCACUACAGCUCUGCUCUCAGCUCUCAGCAACACACAGGUUGGAUGUUCAGUAUCACUGGACUCUGCUGCUCCCAGAGAUCUGCUGGUCAUCGUUCCUGGAUUCACUGAGACGUCUGAUGAUGGUCUGAAUAACCAAUCAUAUCUCAGAGGUUUCAGAUGGCCUCUGAUUGUUGUUGUCAUCCUGGUGAUCCUGAUCCCUAUUGGUGUUUUAGUAUUCAGAAGAAUAUCUCUGACCAGGAAUAUGGAACCUUCAGAAAAUGCCACAGCCAAUCAGAAAUAAUUCACCAGUGUCGAGCUCAGAGGACAAACCACGAACACCUGAGAGCCAGAGACAAAUCCGCGAUUCCCGUCCAUCACCAUGACAUGUUUUUCCAAAAAAUUGUUACUUUGAGUCAUUACAAAAAUACUUUUUAUGUCAGAAAUAAUACACAACAUUCUGGUAUUUCUCAAACAAGCAUGAAUUUGUUGAGGUACGUUUUUGAUGCCAACAGUAAUUAAUCAAUAUCUGAUCAAAUUGAUAAGGCAGCUAAACUCCAGUUAAUUGAAUCAAAGGCCGUUACCAAUUUCUUGACCAAGUAAUAAAUACUGUUUUCAGGGACUCAUUUGAUAGUUUAGAUGUCAGUGUUUUAUUUAUUUCCUUUUGAAGAAUUGUUUGGUUUUAUACUGUUUUUAUAUAUUUUUUACACAAAUAAUUCAUCCUCAUUCAUAUACAAUCUAUCAUUUGAUCAAUUGGUAAAAAAUAUUUUUUAAUUUAGAAAUUGAAAAUUAAGAAGCCUUCUUGUUGUAACCGUUUUAGGUUUCUGAGUGUAUUUUACUCUAAACUGGAAACCAGAAUGUAUUUGGUUUUGUUUUUCCAGGUAUUGUUGUGUUAAUGUGUGUUUUCUGAUUUCCUGUAAGAUCAUUAAAAAGCACUGUUUGAUUUGG
Molecule: messenger RNA, 1681 nt
Organism: Poeciliopsis prolifica (blackstripe livebearer)
Lineage: Eukaryota; Metazoa; Chordata; Actinopteri; Cyprinodontiformes; Poeciliidae
Product: OX-2 membrane glycoprotein-like
Exons: 7
Coding region: 180-1037 (285 amino acids)
Molecular function (GO): cell-cell adhesion mediator activity
Source: RefSeq, a predicted model, not a curated record